This is a messenger RNA of Solanum dulcamara, 1480 nucleotides long. RefSeq names its product 3-hydroxyisobutyryl-CoA hydrolase 1-like. Gene Ontology annotation, molecular function: 3-hydroxyisobutyryl-CoA hydrolase activity. Lineage: Eukaryota; Viridiplantae; Streptophyta; Magnoliopsida; Solanales; Solanaceae. The transcript has 13 exons. The record is from RefSeq and is a predicted model, not a curated record. The coding region runs from base 229 to 1200 and encodes 323 amino acids. Gene Ontology annotation, biological process: L-valine catabolic process.
GGGUAACUGAGCAAGUACCAAAAAGAGACCCUUUUGACCACCAGUAGAAUCCGAAUCCGAAUCCGUAUCUGCAGAUGGGUUCGGGUUAGGAUUCAAUAUGUUGUGUUUAAUUUUCCGGCUCGUAAAUCCGGAUCUAGGGUUCCGAUCAAUGGCAUCACGAGCGGCGAUUUCUAUAUAUCCCGGCUUACGGAACUUUUCUAUGCCAGUGAAGAAGAUCCGAAUGUGAAGAUGAUAAUAUUAAAGGGACACAGAAGGGCUUUUUGUGCUGGUGGUGAUGUUUCAAUUUUUUUUCAGAAUCCUGGUAACUGGAAAAUCGGUGCUAAUUUUCUCCAAAAGCAGUACACCUUGAACUAUGUGAUGGCAACGUAUAGCAAAACACAGGUUUCCAUCCUUAAUGGAAUUGUCAUGGGAGGCGGAGCUGGUGCUUCUAUACACGGUAGAUUUCGAGUUGCAACAGAAAAAUCGGUAUUUGCCAUGCCUGAAACAGAUUUGGGACACUUUCCUGAUGUAGGUGCCUCUUAUUUUUUAUCAAGACUCCCAGGUUUCUUUGGGGAAUAUGCUGGUCUUACUGGUUCUAGGUUGGAUGGAGCUGAAAUGCUUGCUUGUGGUCUUGCAACCCACUUUGUAUCAUCGGAUAAAUUGCCACUUUUAGAACAAGCACUAGUUAAAGUCAAUACGAGUAAUCCAGAUGCUAUAUCUGCUAUCAUAAGUUGCUUCUCCAACAUGCCAAAAUUGAAAGAAGAAAGUCCUUAUCACAAGAUGAAGAUUAUUAAUCACUGUUUCUCUCGAAGGACAAUUGAAGAAAUCAUAUCUACUCUUGAAAGUGAGGCUUUGGACAAGAAGGAUGACUGGAUCUCUUCAACCAUUCAAACGCUGAAGAAAGCAUCCCCUACAAGUCUUAAAAUUUCCUUGAGAUCAAUAAGAGAAGGGAGGCUGCAAGAUAUUAGUUGUUGCCUUGUCCGUGAGUAUAGGAUGGCUUGCCAUUUGUUGAGGGGAGAAUUUAGCAAGGAUGUUGUUGAGGGAUAUAGAGCCAUAUUCAUUGACAAGGAUAGAAAUCCUAAGUGGGAGCCCUCCAGACUGGAACUAAUAAGUGAUGAUGAUGUUGAUCGUUACUUCUCCAAGAUAGAUGCUGAAGAUUGGGAAGACCUAAAGUUGCCUCCAAGAUCAAACAUGCAUCCAUAUGCAAUUGCGAAGCUUUAAAAUUGACUUCUGAAGAUCAUUCAAUACUCUACAGCAUGUUGGGUUCACUAGAUCAUUAUGAGGGAGUCAAUGAUUAUUAAAACAUUAUUAAUAUUAUUGCAAAGUGGUACACCAAAUAAACGCACAUCACUCCUUUGUAUACAAGCAAAUGUGCAUCCUGUCUUGAAACACAAGCAGCAUGACUUAAUUAUGUUUGAACUUGUGGGAGUUUAUCCUUGAUCUUGACUGAUGGCAGUUGAGCUAAUUCUCUAUAGCAAUAAAAAUAUUCAGUCUUGCCUUU